Doryrhamphus excisus (bluestripe pipefish) is the source of this 3037-nucleotide messenger RNA. It is a transcript of the gene iqce, whose product is annotated as IQ motif containing E. NCBI's taxonomy places the organism in Eukaryota, Metazoa, Chordata, Actinopteri, Syngnathiformes, Syngnathidae. The record is from RefSeq and is a predicted model, not a curated record.
AAAUAUUACAUUUGGCUCCAUAUAAUUACAACAGGUGUGGUUGUAAUGAUUUAGAAUGAAAGCUCCACAAUGAAGCAAAAUCAAUCAGAAAAUACGUGACACGACGCAGGAGUUGCCCACGGUAUUUCAGGCUCGAGCUUUUACUUUGUAGGCACGAUUAUAGUUUCCGGUAACCAUUAACAGAAAUUUAAGGUUUCUGUGCAGCGGUGCAGUCACAAACAAACGGUUGCUUGGUUGCCAGAAGACUCGAAUCUCCUCGCUGAAGAGAAAACAUGUUGACGUAGCUUUUGUGACACGUCGCUGAGAACCACCACCGGUAGAACCUCCGUAGAGAACGUGAAAUGAGCAGCCGAUGCUAAUGCUAAUGCUAACGCGAGUUCCAUUUAAAUUAAAAGGGACGACGGAGUGAGAGGAUGGGCGGUAGUAGCGAUGCUACUGUUUUAUGAGCCUCCUCGUCUUCAAAAUGAUUUGAUGGACAUCGUGGCUGAUGAGAAACGGGAAAUAAGCCUCCUCAUGUCUCCACUCCAUGCCAGCACCAGAAGCUGACAUGUCCGCCUAACACGCUCCCUCGUCGGCUGCCAACAUGUCCGCGGGGGCCAGUGAUGUUCUCACGGACGAAGACUGCGAGGUGCUGCCCGAGGAUGGCUCCUUAUACUCUAGCGAUUUGAAAAAGACACCAAAGAAGAGAUCAGGAAAGCCUCCUCCGCCCUUCAGGUCUCCGUACUUUUCCAGCCUGAAUAUGAAUGCCAGGAGAGGACCACCGGCGGCAGUGACAGCCUGGAGGCUCCCGAGGGCGUCUAUGUGCGACACCCCUGGGGAGACUGGCUCAGCUCGCCUGACGUCCCUCAGCAACCACCACGAUCAGAUAUCAGACUGGACUUUGACUCCGGAUUUUCCCAGACAUGCAUUACCCCCGAAGAAACAUCUUCAUUCUUCCUCCAACGGCGUCUGUGACUACAGAGAGAAGGAGGACAUCCAAAGUGAGCUUAUGCUCCUCAAGAAGAGUCUCCACGAGCAGAAGUCUGACAACCACAAAUUGAAAGCCAAAAUUCGCCGCCUUGAGGAAGACAAUGCCAAACGAGAGAAGCAGCUGGAAGAGCUCCUGGAUCCCACCAAUAAGUCGGAGUACACUCGCAGCUUGGUGGACAAGAAACAUGAAGGCAGUGUGGUUGCCAACGGGCUGAAGCAGAGAAUCCUGAAGCUGGAGCAGCAGUGUCGAGAGAAGGAGAACACCAUCGGAAAACUACAGAGCCAGCUGAGGGCCACCAACCUGGAGGAGAUGAGGAUGACCUUGAAAAACUAUUGUGGAGAGAUCCAAAGACUGAGGUUGCUUCUCGAAGCUUCAGAGAAAAGCGGUAUAUCAGACAAUAAAGUCUUCCGGAGGCAGCAGAAGGCGCUGAGUUCCACAGUUCUUCGUCUAUCAGAGAACCUCAAACAAAUUCAGCUGGAGAACGCCACGCUGAGGGAGGAGCUCGACACGGAGAGCCCUGCCGUCGGACUCAAAGGUUACAAGGAAUGGAGCAAGUACAGGCUGUUGAGAAGACUGCUGGAACUGGAGAGGAGGCUGGAAGAGAGCACCAGAAAUGCCAACAGGACCAUACAACAGUGGGACCAGGAGUGUCAGACCACGCCCCCUGCCGUUCUGCACCAGGCAUCUCAGACCACGGCCGCGAGGACCCUGGACCUGGCUGUUCAGACUACGCCCACCAAGACCAUCACCACGGGGACGACGACGGAAGCGGACGAGGCGCCCGAUCUGAGGGGAUGCGUCACCCAAUUGGAGGCGGAGAGGGCGGGGCUUCAGGAGUCGCUGUCAAGUAAAGAAGACGAGGUGCGACAGCUGAGGACUGAAAGAGUAGGGUGGGAAGAUGAACGGCAGCUGCACACUGAGGUAGUUGAACAACUGAAGAUGGAAAAAGAAGAGCUGGAGCAGAUGUUGGAACGCUGGAAAGCAGAGCAGACGAGCCAACGGGAAUUGGACCGACGGCGGCACGAAGAGGAAGUGCAACAGCUGAGGACGGAAAGAGAACGACUGGAGAAAGAGUGCCAACAACAACGGCAGCAGCAGGACGAGUACCAGAGUUUGCUUGGGCAGGAACCGAGGCAGCUAAGGGUCCAGGCGCUGGAGGAAAAACACGAGCCGUCUGACCCCGCCUUGGCUGCUGCCUCUCAGGAGGACGACGCCGACGACGAGGUGGAGGAAGAAGAUGAGGAGGAGGAGGAGGAGGGUGGAUGUGAGCGUCCGAGGUGGGAUGUAAACGUGAUCAACAGGAGGAAGUACAGAAGUGAGGCGGGGGAUUCCACACCACCGUGCCACAGCCAAGCGCUGGACGAGCUUUCCUUGACCGCCAUCCAAUCAGCAUUCAGGGGCCAUCUGGCUCGCAGUCAGCAUAUGACACACAGCUUGGGGUCCUUUGACUCGUCCGCAUCUGGAAACGUUCCGACGGAGCUCGCACCCAGAGGACAUCUGUCUGCGUCGGGACCAAACCCAGCAGGACCCGCACCCCAUACACACCAGACAGACACCCAAGACCCGUGGCCCGUCUCCGGGACGCCCCCUAAAGCGCAAGCAGAACUCCUGUGCACCGGCGAGCUGGACGCGGGAGACGACAUCCAUUCACAGGACUCGGAUGAUUCGGAUGACAUCAUUGUAGCCGAGUCCUACCCUCGGAGGAACAGAGAGACCAGGAUCUUGUGAUGGUGACGGGACUGGGAGCAGCACCAUGUUCCAACUUUGGACCUGAAGCUGCAGGACUUCCUGUCACGUUGGAUUUCUUUUUUUUUCUUUUUCUGCCGUAUCUUUUACCAAAGUGCCUAUAAGCUAGGUAUUGGAGUAGCUAGUACCGUACUACCGAACUGCUACCGCUACUUCGACUACUAUAGCAAUAAUGCACAGAGUGAGUGAGAGUGAGAAGAUGAGGGCGUCAUGGUGAGUCAUGUGACUUAGCCCGCUCUAUUGAAGGAAGUCCUCCUUGUCAAUGGUGGCUCUGCUCUACCAUCACAACAAUAAAAACACAUUUGCUGUGCUUAGUUUUUA